CAACAAUCCCACAACCAAACUUUCCAAACUCCCAAGUUAUAGUUUUUGGCCAUUCCCAACAACCUUCUGCUUCAGCCAUGGCCCUUAACAUUAGCUUGAGAUGUUUGGCAAUGGUUGCCAUUGCAUUUUUCUUCAUAGUGCAAGGAACUCUUGGGGAGGUAGAAUGCGAGCGUCUGAGCGAGGACACGUGUGCGUUUGCGGUGUCGCGGGAGGGAAAACGGUGCGUGCUGGAGAAGCGUGUGAAGAGGAGCGGGGAAGAGGCUUACACGUGCCGGACUUCAGAGAUCGAAACGGAAACACAAAACGGACACAUCGAAACGGAGGAAUGCAUAAAGGGUUGUGGUUUGGACAGAAAAUCCUUCGGAAUCUCUUCGGAUUCUCUUCUUGAAGUUGGGUUCACCAAAACCCUAUGCUCCCCUCACUGUUACCAAAACUGCCCCAACAUCGUUGAUCUCUAUUUCAACCUUGCCGCCGGUGAAGGUGUGUUUCUUCCCCAAUUGUGUGCAUCACAUGGUGCAAAUGCUCGUCGACAAACGGCUGAGAUCAGAAGCUCCGGUACGGUGGCUCCAGGACCAGUGCAAUCUCUGCAAUUCAUUGCAACUUCUCCACAACCUUUUGAUGCUGUUGAACUCACACAUGAACCUGCAGUAGCUCCAUUUCCCCAGUUCUAAGUAGUGUUAUGCAAGAAAUAAUGAAAAAUAAUUAGUGUAUUUCAUACUUAAUGCGUGUUUAGUUUAUAAUAAGGAUGUUGCACUCACACCAAUAUAUAGCUACA
Messenger RNA from Vigna unguiculata (cowpea), 775 nucleotides. RefSeq lists its product as uncharacterized. Lineage: Eukaryota; Viridiplantae; Streptophyta; Magnoliopsida; Fabales; Fabaceae. The record is from RefSeq and is a predicted model, not a curated record.